Anguilla rostrata (American eel) is the source of this 3925-nucleotide messenger RNA. It is a transcript of the gene kbtbd2, whose product is annotated as kelch repeat and BTB (POZ) domain containing 2. The record is from RefSeq and is a predicted model, not a curated record. The coding region runs from base 1248 to 3185 and encodes 645 amino acids. Lineage: Eukaryota; Metazoa; Chordata; Actinopteri; Anguilliformes; Anguillidae. Gene Ontology annotation, molecular function: protein binding. The transcript has 4 exons.
ACGUUUCUACUUUGCACCGACCAUUCUCAUAUUCUCCAGUAGAGGUCAAACUUUCCCACUGGAAACAAGAAAUACUGGUCCAGUGAUUGUUGGGCGCAUGCCCAGUAUCCUCAUUUGGCCCCUUGCAUCCUAGAGCGCGUGCGCUGUCCUGCAGGGUUUUGUGCUGCUUGACUAUGUUCAAAAUCGGCUUCCGGAGCUGUUAGUUUGUGUAACGACUGGAUGAGGUACAACCAGCCCAAAACAGAAAAAAAAAUUAAAUCAUUAAUAAUAUCAAGACAACCUGUUAUAUAUAUAUUUAUACUGUUUUAAACUAUAUUGUGAUGAGAGAUAUUCUAGCUUGCAACUCAGCCUGUUCGUUAGAAAGCAAGCAAAGCAACAACUGUGCGCCUAACGCCGUGGAUAGCUGCACAAGAACACGGGAUCAUCCGUACUGCAAUUAGCUAGCUAACUUCCCGUUUACAUCAUGCUGGUGCACAGAUUGACGUUUCAAAUGCUGAGAUGAUCUUUCACCAGAAACCGCUACUCGAGUAACUUGCUUUCUAUUCGGGUAUAUGUGUGUGGGUGUAAAUCCUGUAAGUGCACGUACUGGAGGGACCCGGAAGGGAAGCACAGCUGCCGCUUCUGUCUCUGAUCUAUGAUCUAGCUGGCUCGCUAUUACUGUACUUGCGUGAUGGAAGAGUGAGCGGGACCCGGCAAAAGGCAGUCAAAUCUGAUUGAAAACGUUUGCAGAGGAUCAAUAAGACACUGGACCUGGCUCUGCACUGAUGUAGCGGGCAUCGGCAUAGCCUGUCACCACCUCCGUCUACCUCCGCCCCCCCCCCCUCAGUAAUGCGCUGUGCCCCCCCUAGCCUCCGCCACCAGGACACCCCCCCCCCCCCGCCUCCCAGCCCGCUGCAGAGCAUCACACGUCUCGGCCAGAAGGGAGGCUCCAGGCGCCUGAUCGAUAAGGAGUGAAGCGGGACCGCGGUGAGUCGCCAUGCCACAGGCGCGGAGUCCACAGCCUUAACGCCGCCUGCGCGAAGAGGCCCGCCCGCCACCGAGCCGCCCGCCACCAAGCCGCCCACACCGCCGCCUUCGCCUGCGUGCUCCUGUCAUCGGCCUUGAGAGAGAGAGAGAGAGAGAGAGAGAGAGAAACGCAUCACGUACUUUUCUCCUCUUGGUCUCGGUUGUUUUUUUUUUUUUGGGACUCUCCUGGGUCCGUGCAGCCGGGCGGGUGGAAGCUGGGGGGAGACUCGUGGGAUGCGACCAUGUCGGACCUCAGGCAGCGCCGGCCGGUCAACUCGGACUACGCCGUCUCCCUGCUGGAGCAGCUCAAGUUCUUCUACGAGCAGAAGCUGCUGACGGACGUGGUGCUGCUGGUGGAGGACUCGGAGUUCCCCUGCCACAAGAUGGUGCUGGCCACGUGCAGCUCCUACUUCAGGGCCAUGUUCAUGAGCGGCCUGAGCGAGAGUAAGCAGACCCACGUGCACCUGCGCAACGUGGACCCGGCCACCCUGCAGAUCAUCAUCACCUACGCCUACACGGGCAACCUGGCCAUCAGCGACAGCACGGUGGAGCCGCUGUACGAGACCGCCUGCUUCCUGCAGGUGGAGGACGUGCUCCUGCAGUGCCGGGACUACCUGGUGAAGAAGAUCAACGCCGAGAACUGCGUGCGCAUGCUGAGCAUCGGCGACAUGUUCAGCUGCAGCGAGCUGAAGCAGAGCGCCAAGCGCAUGGUGGAGCACAAGUUCCCCGCCGUGUACCGGCAGGAGGCCUUCCUGCAGCUGUCCCACGAGCUGCUGCUGGACCUGCUGAGCAGCGACAACCUCAACGUGGAGAAGGAGGAGACGGUGCGCGAGGCGGCCAUGCAGUGGCUGGAGUACAACAUGGAGGCGCGCUCGCAGCACCUGUCCUCGGUGCUGAGCCAGAUCCGCAUCGACGCGCUCUCCGAGGUGACGCAGCGCGCCUGGUUCCAGGGCCUGCCGCCCAACGACAAGUCGGUGGUGGUGCAGGGCCUCUACAAGUCCAUGCCCAAGUUCUUCAAGCCGCGGCUGGGCAUGACCAAGGAGGAGAUGCUGGUGUUCGUGGAGGCGGCGGCGGCCGACUCGCCGGCCGACGGCCCGGGCGCGGGGCCCCCCCACGCCGUGGUGUGCUACAGCCCGCAGGCGGACAAGGUGUACAAGCUGAGCAGCCCCCCCGGCGACCUGCAGAAGGUGGGCACGCUGGUCACCCCCGACAACGACAUCUUCAUCGCCGGCGGCCAGAUCCCGCUCAAGACCUCCAUCGCCAACCACGGCAAGGCGGGCGGCGGCGGCGGCGGCGGCGGGGGGGGCGGCGGCGGGGGGGGGCGGCUGCAGGCGGUCUUCCGCUCGUCGGACGGCUUCUUCUGGCUGGACGCGCAGCAGAACGCCUGGGUGGCCAAGACGCCCAUGCUGUGCGCGCGCAUCCGCCCGUCGCUGGUGCACUGCGACGGCGCCAUCUACGCCAUCGGCGGCGACAGCGUGGGCGGCGAGCUCAACAAGCGCACGGUGGAGCGCUACGACCGCGAGCGCGACGAGUGGACCAUGGUCAGCCCGCUGCCCGCCGCCUGGAACUGGAGCACGGCGGCGGCGGCGCGCGACUGCGUCUACGUGAUGACGCACGACCUGACGUACUGCUACUUCCCGCGCGCCGACGCCUGGGCCGAGAUGGCCUCGCGCAAGACCAGCCGCUGCUUCGCCUCGGCCGCCGCCUUCGGCGACCUCAUCUUCUACGUGGGCGGCCUGCACGUGGUCAGCAACUCCGGCGUGCGCCUGCCCGCCAGCACGGUGGACGGCUCCUCCGUGACGGUGGAGGUGUACGACGUGGCCAAGAACGAGUGGCGCCCGGGCGCCAACAUCCCCGCCAAGCGCUACUCGGACCCGUGCGUGCGGGCGGCGCCGCUGCUGGGCUCGCUCUGCAUCUUCAUGCGCGAGACGCACAUGAACGAGCGCGCCAAGUACGCCAUCUACCAGUACGACCUGGAGCUGGACCGCUGGCUCCCGCGGCCGACCGUGUCCGAGCGCGCCCUCUGGGACCUGGGCAAGGACUUCCGCUGCGCCGUGGCCAAGCUCUACCCCUCCUGCCUGGAGGAGUCCCCCUGGAAGCCCCCCACCUACCUCUUCUCCCCCGACGGGGCCGAGGAGUUCGAGGUGGACGGUGAGAUGGUGUCCCUCCCGCACGUAUAGCUUUCUCAACGCCCCCCCCCCCCCCCACCCCCACCAUUCCCCCUUUUCCCCCGCUCUUACUACCCCCCAGUACCGAACUCGUAAACGCCUAGGGAUCUGUGGGGUCGGGGGUGUGACGAGGGGCGAGCGGGGUGAGGGGAUGGGGGAGGGGGUGAGGGGGUAAAUGGGGGAAGGGGAAGAAGGACGUUCGACACCAACCGAAACCCAUGGUGUCCAGGCCAUUGUGUGUUUCAGUCUGUGCGUAGACGAGGGGGGGGUGGCUCGUUGGACACGCCUCCUGCCUGGGGGCCCCAGAUCCUUGCCCCCCACCCCCCCCUUCCUCUGCCCCACCACCCAGCUCUCACACCACUCUCCUCACAGGACAGUACAUUGCCUCAGACUGAUGUAGUAAAAUGUACAUUAAAUUACCUUCAAAUAUUAGUAUUCUAAAAAAAAAGAAAAAGGAAAAAAAAAAAAAUCUAAAAUAAUACUUUUUUUUGUUUUGUUUUGUUUUUUUGUUUUUGGUCAGUUGCUACUUCUGUUAAGUAUUAUCAAAGGCCUGAUUUACUGUUUCUACAAUGUGAUAAUCCGGGGGGUGAGGUAAUUUGUGACUAUGACGACGAGGUUGAUGAUGAUGCACUUAACGGAGAAGCUCCUCAGAAUGACAAUGUUAACUGUACCAAGCUUUCUCUCUGCCCCUCUCUUUCUGAACAGCUGGGGGGGGGGGCUUUUCUCAAAGCAACCGCCAACCCCCCCCCCCC